Messenger RNA from Dentiscutata erythropus, 1070 nucleotides. The record is from the annotation of a GenBank genome assembly. NCBI's taxonomy places the organism in Eukaryota, Fungi, Glomeromycota, Glomeromycetes, Diversisporales, Gigasporaceae.
CAUGUACUAAUUGUCGAAAAAAACACAUAAAGUGUUCCGAAGGAGUUACUUGCACAUAUUGUGCAUCAUAUAACCUUCAAUGUACUUAUGCUAAAUCAUUUAAAAAACGAGGCCCGAAAGCGGCAAAUAGAGCAACUAAUGGUUUUGAAAAUUACUUCUAUGAAGCUGUAAAUACAGAGCAAGAUCACGUAUUGACUUCAAAUGAAUUUCAGUUUGGCGUAUCCACUCCUUAUUACUUUAACGGUAGUGAAGAACCUCAACCAAUUCAAAGCGAUUUCUUUCCCUAUCAAGUACAUAUUGAUACCAAUUACAUUAUGCAAAAUAACAACACGCCCGUUAAUUUUAAACCUCAACCAAUCCAAAGCGAUUUCUUUCCCUACCAAGUACAUAUUGAUACCAAUUACAUUAUGCAAAAUAACAACACGCCCGUUAAUUUUAAUGAUACAUUUUCUUUACCUAACAAUUCUUCCUCUUCCCCUUCCUCUUCCUCUAUUGCUUCUAAUUUGGGUUAUUUAUUUGGAUUUUGGGGGGAUCAUAUAGAGGCUGGCUCUGUCAUUUCUAAUCCUUUCCAGGUUUUUCUGUUUUUUAAAUACUCCCAAAAGACUGAAGGUGAAGAAAUAAUAUACUUUAGUAUAGAUUUGCCAGAUAUUAAACCAUUUAUAGGUAUCACUAGAAGUAAAAAACCAAGAGUACCAGAUAAAGAUAGUGAGAUAAUACUAAAAGAUUUAGUCAAUAGUUACCUAAAAAUAUUGGAUACUUGGAUCUCUGAAUUUGAAAGACUUGAAGAGUCCAAUCUCAAUCUGAGAAUAAAACCGUGGAAAUCUGAGUCGAAAAAGAUGAACAUAAAGAGUUCAAAGAUUAUAAAAUAUCUACAAGAAUUAGUCUUGGAAAAGAAAAAGAAAAGUUUAAAGAUGAAAUCGAAUUCAAAACAGAUAAGCGAGUUGGAAAAGACAAAAAUAAAGCAUCCACUUACUAUUAAAAUCUCACCAAUGUGGAGUUCAAUAAAGAAACCUUCAACCUUAAUUUUUGCCAUAAAGAUGGGACCGGAAAAACCCAAGUCAAAAAAAUGA